Messenger RNA from Peromyscus maniculatus bairdii (prairie deer mouse), 3040 nucleotides. RefSeq names its product calcineurin like phosphoesterase domain containing 1 (gene Cpped1). The record is from RefSeq and is a predicted model, not a curated record. Gene Ontology annotation, molecular function: hydrolase activity. Lineage: Eukaryota; Metazoa; Chordata; Mammalia; Rodentia; Cricetidae.
CCAGUCCCUCUGGGAGCCGAGGGCAGGUUCCAGAAACUGUUCCGGCGGGGCUGCCCGGCGGUGAGGAGUCGCUCCCUCCUCCCACAGAACGUGCCCAGGCAAGACCAGAAAGUCGCUCGCCAUGUCAUCUGCGGAGGCGGGGGAUGUUUUCCACAGAGCCCGGGGCAGGACCCUGGACGCGUUUUCCUCAGAAAAGGAAAGGGAAUGGAAAGGCCCAUUCUACUUCAUCCAAGGUGCAGACCCCCAGUUUGGGCUGAUGAAGGCCUGGUCCACUGGGGAUUGUGACAAUGGCGGAGAUGAGUGGGGGCAGGAGAUGCGUCUCACUGAGCAAGCUGUUGAGGCCAUCAACAAACUGAACCCAAAACCCAAAUUCUUUGUUCUUUGUGGAGACCUCAUCCAUGCUAUGCCAGGAACUCCCUGGAGGAAAGAACAGACCAAGGACCUGCAGCAAGUACUAAAGGCUGUUGACCAAGACAUUCCACUGGUGCUGGUCAGUGGCAACCACGACUUGGGCAACGUCCCCACAGCCGAGACCGUGGAGGAGUUCUGCCAGACAUGGGGAGAUGACUACUUCAGCUUCUGGGUAGGGGGCGUCCUGUUUCUGGUGCUCAAUUCCCAGUUCUUCUACGAUGCCUCUAAGUGCCCUGCACUGAAGCAGGCCCAGGACCACUGGCUGGACCAGCAGCUGAGCAUCGCACAGCAGAAGAGGUGCCAGCACGCCAUUGUCUUCCAGCACAUCCCGCUGUUCCUGCAGAGCAUCGAUGAGGAUGACGACUACUUCAACCUCACCAAGGCCGUGCGGAAGGAGCUGGCAGACAAGCUCACUGGAGCAGGUAUCAGAGCUGUGUUCUCGGGCCACUACCACAGGAAUGCGGGGGGAACCUACCAGGAUCUUGACAUGGUGGUUUCAUCUGCAAUCGGGUGCCAGCUGGGCAGAGACACCCACGGGCUCCGUGUGGUGGUCAUCACUGCUGAGAAAGUUGUUCACCGUUACUACAGCUUAGAAGAGCUGAGCAAGAGAGGAAUUGACGAGGACCUGAAGGAGCUGAUGAAGGAGUGAUUCCCCAUGUAAUCCACCCAGGUUUCAUGCCCACGAAUGUCCACAGCCCCUCAUAGCAAUGUCUGAGUAGACAGGCAAGUUUGUGAAUGGAUGUCCUUUUAUAUAAAUCAAAAUGCUGGGUCCUAGCUUCAAUUAUAUUCAAAAGAGGGCUGUCUUCCCUUUAAAAAGCCAGAAAAGAAGGCUGUCAAUAUUUUCUAAUUAUGGUGUGAGACUUUCCACAUGAUGUUUGGGUAAACUCUCCUCAUGGUGCAGCUUUCAACUCUGCCCUGGAUUCCCACUGUUUCUUACAGUUUACAGUCAAUACCCACCUCCUGCCCACAAUCCCAGCUCAGUACCCAAGUGUGAUCAUCAAUAAUUCCUCCAACAAACUGUUUCUGCUUUUGUUAAAUUGUGGUCAUGACUCCCAGAACACUGGGAAAACAAAGGUCCCUCCUUCUUACUGGCCAACCAAAUAGUACCACUCUGUCCCAGGGCCAUAGACUCCUCAUAACAGGGAGCUUCAUAACCACCACUGAUGCGAAUUUCAAGACUUCUGUUACUGCUGAUGGUGCAAACACAGGUGGUCCAUGUGAGGAUGUGUUUGCCUUUCUGAUGACAGAUGUCACCUUCAUGUACAGACUCUGUGUUCCAGGUGACCAGAAGAGAGGCUGCAGCACGAAGACACUGUACAGCCCAUGUGUCUGCCCUGUUUAUGUCCUCCCGCUGCGGCCAGCCCACAGCAUUAUCAGAUCACAAUGAACCUAGUGGGAAAACUGGAUGUGAUGCAGACUUCUCCCGAGAACAACCCAGAACUGUCCCUGGGCAAACUAUAUCAUGUUAAUUACCACUGACAUACAAUACCCCUGGACAAAAAAACAGUGUGAGUUACUUAAAAUCCUUUUCUUGGUGGAAUCCGCUCUGCUGCCUCCUCCUGGAGCGCUGACCUCUGGCUCUGACCCUCCACGCAGCUCCUAGCCUGAUGCUAACCGGGGCUCUCUACCCUGCUGCGGAAGUUUUACAGUGUCCUGCAGCGGCACGGGGGAUCCUAAACCGACUUUAAAAACUCACUGGUUAUAAAUGAACCGCAAAGCCCAUUAAAUUAAAGAACUUUCUCAUUAAAAAGUUUAGUCAAUGUAGCAAAACCAUGAGAAAUUAAAUAAAAAGAUAAUUGGAUAUGUAAAUUCAUAUGGAACAAAAGAUACAAGAAGUUAAUUAUGUUACAGGUUGGUGACACACCAGCGCUCAUUGUUAGGUAGCACAAGAAAAUUAAAUUUUUCAAACCAGAAUGAUCUUGUAGUGCUUGGCUACACUCCUGUUUGUUUCCUUUUUUUUUUUUUUUUUUUUUUUUUUUUUGGUUUUUUUCGAGACAGGGUUUCUCUGUGCAGUUUUGGUGCCUGUCCUAGAUCUCACUCUGUAGACCAGGCUGGCCUCAAACUCACAGAGAUCCACCUGCCUCUGCCUCCCGAGUGCUGGGAUUAAAGGCGUGCGCCACCACCGCCCAGUGUGUUUUCAUUUUUCUUUAUAGCAGAAUGUAAGAAGUCAGGAAAGAAGUUGGAUAAGGGGCAAAACUAAUAGUCCAGUUGUCCAGAUGUGAUUACUGCAACCCCUGAACCCAAAACAUGUGGGCUUGACUCCAUGAUGGGAGAAAGUUUAAUUACAGUGGGCGGAAGGCAUGCCCUUUGUCCAAGAUCCAUGUGAAAAAUGCAGCCCCAGAAUGGGGACAAGGAUAUGGUAUGAAGCAGUGGAAAUGAAGUAAGUCCUUGUCUCCAAAACACAAAUCAAAGAGCUGAUUCCGAAACCUGAGACUGUGCUAAGGAAAGGAAUGGCAUGGCAUUUCCAGGUGUCACUGGAGCAGCUGUAUCAAGGUAGAGCUUGCAGCUAUGGGAACCAAUGGGUAUCCAUGUAACUCAGAUGACAUGUCACUGUUCCAUUCACUCCCAUGCCUUUUUUACAAAAAGAAUCUCAUUAAAAGAAAAAAUAAUAAAAGACUUCCCACAUGCA